This is a messenger RNA of Anoplophora glabripennis (Asian longhorned beetle), 2029 nucleotides long. It is a transcript of the gene slmb, whose product is annotated as beta-TrCP. The record is from RefSeq and is a predicted model, not a curated record. The transcript is spliced from 8 exons. Bases 201 to 1760 code for a protein of 519 amino acids. Lineage: Eukaryota; Metazoa; Arthropoda; Insecta; Coleoptera; Cerambycidae. Gene Ontology annotation, molecular function: protein dimerization activity.
UUGCGUGCUACACUUCGGCGGAGGAAGUGUGUAGCGGAAUCGUGAAUUUUAUGGUGUUGAUUUCGACUAAAACAUAGUAGUUUGUGUAUAUAAUAGUUAAAAAAUAAUGUGGAAGUGUAUUUAACAGUGCUAGGCGUGGAAGAUUUAUCAACAAAUUAGUGUGUAUUUCAAUCAAUAACGCAACCUGAAAAUUUAAUACAAUGAUAAAGAUGGAAACAGAUAAAAUUGAGGAUUCUAGCACUAAUAAUACACAGUACCCAAUGACGAUUUUGCCACCAUACGACACGGCAAGGAAGAAAGAGCCUUCGGCCACCUUCAACACGGAGAGAGAAGCAUGUCUGAAAUAUUUCGAAAGAUGGAGCGAAACGGACCAAGUGGAAUUCGUGGAGAAUCUUCUAGCCAGAAUGUGCCACUACCAGCACGGCCACAUCAACUCCUUCCUCAAACCGAUGCUACAAAGAGACUUUAUUUCUUUAUUACCAAAGAAGGGUCUUGACCAUGUAGCCGAGAAUAUAUUGUCGUAUUUGGAUGCCGACAGCCUGAGAAAUGCAGAGUUAGUUUGUAAAGAAUGGUUUCGAGUGAUCUCAGAAGGUAUGCUAUGGAAAAAGUUGAUAGAAAGGAAGGUGAGAACGGACUCGUUGUGGCGGGGAUUGGCGGAAAGACGACUGUGGAUUCAGUACCUGUUCAAACCGCGACCAGGUGAAAACCAUCGCCCACAUGGCUUCUACCGGUCCCUGUAUCCGAAGAUUAUCCGAGAUAUUGACAGCAUCGAAUCCAACUGGCGCAACGGCGAGCACGUUCUCCAACGUAUCAACUGCCGCUCGGAGAACAGCAAAGGCGUCUACUGUUUGCAGUAUGACGACCAGAAGAUCGUUUCUGGUCUGAGAGACAACACGAUCAAGAUAUGGGACAGGAGUACGUUACAGUGCACCAAGGUCCUCAUCGGCCACACGGGCUCCGUGUUGUGCUUGCAAUAUGACGACAAGGUUAUAAUAAGCGGUUCCAGCGACUCCACCGUCCGCGUAUGGAAUGUGAACACCGGGGAGAUGGCCAACACGCUGAUCCACCACUGCGAGGCCGUCUUGCAUCUUAGAUUUAAUAAUGGAAUGAUGGUGACUUGUUCGAAGGAUCGAUCCAUAGCCGUGUGGGACAUGACGUCGCAGACCGAGAUUACCCUGCGUCGAGUGCUGGUGGGGCACCGGGCGGCUGUGAAUGUGGUGGACUUUGAUGAGAAGUAUAUAGUGUCCGCGUCGGGCGAUAGGACUAUUAAAGUGUGGAACACUUCGACGUGUGAGUUUGUGCGUACCUUGAACGGACAUAAACGGGGCAUAGCUUGUUUGCAGUACAGGGACAGACUGGUCGUCAGCGGCAGUUCUGACAAUACCAUACGAUUAUGGGACAUAGAAUGCGGAGCCUGCCUUAGGGUUCUAGAGGGGCACGAGGAGCUAGUUAGGUGUAUAAGAUUUGACGCAAAGCGCAUCGUGAGCGGAGCUUACGAUGGCAAGAUUAAGGUUUGGGAUUUAGUGGCCGCCCUAGAUCCUAGGGCUCCGACCAGUUCUCUGUGCCUAAGGACUUUAGUGUUGCAGGAACAUACGGGACGCGUAUUUCGAUUACAGUUCGACGAGUUCCAGAUAGUGAGCAGCUCCCACGAUGACACGAUACUCAUCUGGGACUUCCUCAGCUCUAUUCCAGAGACGAAGAACAGUUCGUCUGGCAACGGCGCAACCCGAUCUCCAUCACCAUUUUCAACAUUUGAGUGAAACCGUUAAAUAUUGACUAUGGUUGUACAGACAAAUAAAAAAAUAUAUAUAAUUAUAUAUGCAUAAAUUCAGAUCUGCAUCCCAUGGAUGUCCCUGAACGAUUAUAGGACUUUAUUUAGACGCCUUUAGGAGUACCGAUCAACGAGGACGUCACGUCGAUCCGGUUGGUAUUUCUGAAGCUUGACGAAAUGAGUUAUUUUUGUGAUGAACACGAGAGAAUCCCCCCUCCCCCUUCCCCCUCCCGUUUUAUUUCCAUGACAAAAAAAAAA